UAAACCCUUCUAAGAGAUUGAGAUUUAAGCAGGGCACUGGUUUGUUUAUUUUCUGGUUUAUUUAACUGGGGUGCCUUCCUUUUUCUCUCUGCAAAUUUAGGGCUUAAUAUGUGUGCUGCAACAACUCGGAUUCGAGCUCAUACCGGACAUGGUGUUCCUCUCGUGGUGCUGCAUUUCCCUGAGAGCCUGUUUUUAUCAAAGAGGUCCAGAGACUGUAGUGCCGCAGCUGAUGCCUGCUGCGAUGCAAGGAUUAUCCUAUAUUUUGACGUUAGACUUGAAAAACCUGCCUCUUAAGGUACUGUUGGAAUUCAUGAAUUGAUAUACUUCAGGUUUGGAAUAGGGAAUGAAGCCAUUGGUCCGUGUAGUGUAGGAUAAAUGUAUUUAUAUUGAAUGUUUACUGUAAAUUGUCUGUCUGUGUUGAAAUUAUUUUGAUUUUGGAAACGUUGUUUGAACUUCUUUCUAUCUUCCAGUUUUAAUGCUACUCAAAACUAAUAUGCAAUCUCUCUGUCUCCCUCUAUGGAAGUUCACCUUACUUUGUUCAGUUCUAGAAUCUCAUUGACAUUGUCAAUGGGGCAUAAGAAGCUGCUAAACAGUAAAUUUCAGCUAAUUUC
Rubroshorea leprosula is the source of this 611-nucleotide messenger RNA. Lineage: Eukaryota; Viridiplantae; Streptophyta; Magnoliopsida; Malvales; Dipterocarpaceae. The record is from the annotation of a GenBank genome assembly.